Salvia hispanica is the source of this 954-nucleotide messenger RNA. The record is from RefSeq and is a predicted model, not a curated record. Lineage: Eukaryota; Viridiplantae; Streptophyta; Magnoliopsida; Lamiales; Lamiaceae.
AUGCCACCCCCCUGGCACCACCACCAUCCCCCUCCCCGCAACCCACCGCGGCAGCCAAGCAAGAAAUGCCCCACCGCCCCACCACCACCACCACCUCCACCUAUUCCCACCCAACCUCCCUCGCACCCUCACCGAAACCCACCGCCGCAUCGAAUCAAGAAACGCGCCUCCGCCCCACCACCACCACCACCUCCGCCGCCGCCACCUAUUCCCACGAAACCCCCCUCCCACCACCACCCUCACCCAUCAAGAAACCCCCUCCGCCCCACCACCGCCGCAGAAGCCCCGUCGCCACCACCAACCGCGGCGGAGGCGAAUCAAGACACGCACCUCCGCAACAUCCUGGACGCCCUGGUGGGCAGCGGCGACUACGGCGGGUGGGCCAACCUCCUGUCCUCCGCCAACCCCGCCGACCUCCCCCUCACCGCCACCCUCUUCGUCCCCUCCAACGACGCCCUCUCCGCCCCCCUCGACCCCCUCCUCGUCGCCUACCACAUCGUCCCCCAGCGCUUCACCUUCUCCCAGCUCCGCCGCCUCACCCCCACCCGCCUCCCCACCCUCCUCCCCUCCAACUCCAUCCUCCUCGCCGGCAACUCCCCCGACAACUUCACCCUCGACGCAUCCCACAUCACCCACCCCGACAUCUUCCUCAACUCCGCCUUCGCCGUCCACGGCCUCGAUCGCCUCCUCAACUACUCCGUCUACGGCAGCAGCCGCCCCCUCUCCCUCGCCCCGGAGAGCGGCGACGACGUCGACGUCAGCCUCCAGAGGAGGCCCCGGCCCCACCCGCCGAAGCCGAGGCGGUCGCCGCCGCCGCCGCCGGGGAGCUGGGUGCCCGACAUUCCGGACGUAACCGCCCCAGGGCCAAAGGCCGGCGCGUGGCGCGCGUGCGGUGGGAUUCCGGCGGUUGUGAUUUCUUGCUUUUUUGUGUUUUUCAGAUUCAUGGUUCGUUGA